AUGGAUCACCGCACCACCAUCGUGCAAAAACCCACCAUCACUGAACCCACCACCGACGAUUUUCUCGAGCAAAUCGUAGGGUUUCCGACGCACGGAGUAGCCGAUAAUAACUUGGUGGGAAAUGAUGCGGCUAGCUUAGUAGGAGCUCCGACUUCGAUGAUGCUCUAUCUCGGCAUGGGUGAUGGUUCAAAAUCAGGCAUGGAGAACACCGCCGCCGCCGAUCUGUACAGAGCCGCACCCAGCCAUUGUCCAUGCUUGAGAGUGUUCGUCGGCGGCGAUCUCCGACGGGCAAUGAACAACCGGUUUCCUUAUAUCGUCUACCGUGUAGAAGAUUUUAUGCUAUUAAAAGCAUGUAAGAGCCGUGCACUCAAACGCCGUCGUUUGCAUACCUACCCAAACUCUCCUGCAGCUCUGCUAAAUUUCCCCUCAUCUUCCAAAGCUCCACAGCAAAUACCAUUAAAAUUUCCCAGGUAUAUAUACCUAUAUACAAUGGGGGUAGGAGGAAGGGAUGUGUCGAUAUCACUGGAAGGUUUGAGGGACAAGAAUUUGAUGCAGUUGAAAAAACUUAACACUGCCCUUUUCCCGGUCCGGUACAAUGAUAAGUACUAUGCCGAUGCUCUCACCUCCGGUGAAUUUACCAAAUUAGCGUAUUACAGUGACAUUUGUGUUGGAUCAAUUGCAUGCCGUCUUGAGAAGAAGGAAGGUGGUGGUAUUCGUGUAUACAUAAUGACAUUAGGUGUCUUGGCACCUUAUCGCGGGUUAGGUAUUGGUACAAAGCUGUUGAGUCAUGUGCUCAAUCUUUGUGCAAAGCAGAAUAUUGGUGAGAUCUACUUGCAUGUGCAGACGAACAACGACGAUGCCAUCAACUUCUACAAGAACUUUGGGUUUGAAAUCACGGAAACCAUUCAGAACUACUAUACAAAUAUUACUCCACCAGAUUGCUUCGUUGUUACCAAAUUCAUUACUCAAACAAAGAAAUGA
Messenger RNA from Fraxinus pennsylvanica, 981 nucleotides. NCBI's taxonomy places the organism in Eukaryota, Viridiplantae, Streptophyta, Magnoliopsida, Lamiales, Oleaceae. The record is from the annotation of a GenBank genome assembly.